UCACGGAGUAAAGUACUUCAAACAUCUAAGGAUAAAGGGGUAAAAAGUGUACAAAUAGAGCUCCCCUCGGUCCUUUGGUGAGGAUCCUAGCGAGAUUGCCAAUUUGAGUCUCCAAGUUUUGAAGAAUCGCUUGAUGACUUCUUAGACCCGCCUCAACCGAAGAAAACUUGGUUGUUGGUAUAUCCAUGAAUUGCUUAAUCUUCUCAAACUUCUGAGAAGUUGUACUCACAAAGGUGGUAACUAGGUCUUCAAGUUUUGCAAACUUGUCGGGUUGUUGUUGUUGGUACCCUUGACCACCUUGCACUUGGAAUGGUUGUUGGAAGUUCGAGCCUUGAAAUUGUAGCCUUUGUUGAAUGAAAUGAGGCCUUGGUUGAUAAUUUCCCAUUGGUCCUUGGAAAACGGGGGGUCUUGGAUUGUUUGGGGAAGACCAAGAGAAGUUCGGAUGGUUUCGCCACCCCAGGUUGUAAGUGUUGCUAUAAAAGUUGUUGUUCCCCCAAGCAUAAGCGAUGAAGCUCACUUGCUCCUCCGGUGUGCUUCCUUCCUUCAUUGAUUGGCACUCUGAAAUCUCAUGGUUGGUACUUAAACACCAAUCACAGGCCAUCAACAACUUUUUCCCUUGCUUCUUGUCUUCAUGAAGAGCAUCAAUCAACUAGUUAAUCUUGGCGACAAGUGGAGGACUCACUUCUAUGGAGUGUACUCCUCUCUUGGCAUCCCUUACAUCACUUCUCAUCAAACCCCAAUCAUCUCGCCAUAUCUUCUAGCAAUUGGGUUAGUUUGGGUGGAGUCUUGUUGAUAACGAUGUAAUUGCACAUAUUUGCGCCCCUAGUUCUUAUCCGUUUGAGGGGCAUAGUCGUGUACUUUUGGCCUAUUUUACGCCGGGUUGUGCUAUUUUGUCAUAUUUCAGGUCCCAGGCGUCAAAGGAAAGGCUAAGCACGAGUUUCGGGGCAUUCGGAAGUCAUUUCGUCGAGCUGGAGCCAAAACACGGGCACACCUAAUUCAUUACACGGCCGUGUUCUCCCAAAGCACGGCCGUGUUCUCUCCAAAACACGGCCGUGUUCUGUGGCCGUGCUUUUACUGCCGAGAGCUAAUUCGAGUUUGGCAAACAUGAGCUGAUUACACGGGCUGAAAGCACGGCCGUGGUCUCCCAAAGCACGGCCGUGUUCUCUCCAAAGCACGGCCGUGUUUCUCCCAAUGCACUGGCCGUGUAAUUAACCCUAGCCAAAGCACGGGCGGGCUGAUGCAUUACACGGCCGUGCCCUCGACCGUGCUUUGGCCACUGAUGCCCUUUUAAGCAGAUUUUCAGCCAAAAGGAAAGGGGAGAGCUGGGUUUUGGAUCCCAAACACCCAAGGGACGAACCAAAGAGAGAGAGGGCGAUUUGAGGGCAUUCUUGGAGUGGAAUUGGAGGAUUUCUUUGCCUUGGAAGCUCGAGGAAGAAGCCCGGACUUGAAGACUGAUCAUCUGAAGAUUCUUACUGCAGUCUCUCUCUUCUCUAUGGAGUAACUUCCCUUCACUUAGGUUUUGAGGAACCCUAGCUAUGUUUGUUUGAUUGGAUGAUUGUAUGAGUACUCUGACUUGAUUAUCUUGAGUUCAUAUUCAAUCUAUGCAUGUUUUCAUGAUUCAAUUCUGCUUUAGUCGAGAUUAUUGAUUCUGCUUUGAUCCUAUGAGAGGGAAUACCUGAUUAGGUCAAUAGAGCACCAUAGAUUGAUAGUAGUGGAUCGAUUGCUUUAGUCGAGGGUUGAUUCACUGCUUUGUAUCGAUUGAGAACCUCUUUCGAUAGAGGGAGUCUAGUUCAGAACGCCUUGAUCAGUUGUUCUAGAGAAGGAUACGUCCCUCUAGGCAAUUGACUCAAGAGGGCCUUGUUCCUUUAGUCGAGACUCAAGGUCUAGUCAAGGAUUCUCCGCAUUGUGAAUGAAAGUGAAACAAGUUAGAAAUCAUCAAUCGUUAGUCUGGCUAGUGGCUAGGGGGAAUCAUACCUAAGUGAGUUCCCAACCUGUAAUUAGAUUAACUUUAACUGUAGUUUGCUAGAGUAGUUUUAGUUCUUUCAUCUUGAUCUGGUUUGCUAAAUAAUAAACUGAAGCUGAGUAAUAGUAACUCUAGAGACCCGUGGAUUCGAUAUUUAUCACUUGAGCCACUAUACUGCAGUCCCUUCCAUUGGUUACGCUUGGCCAUUGUUAGGUGUUGUGUCACAGCGAGUCAAGUUUUUGGCGCCGUUGCCGGGGACUUUCUAGAGUAUUAGGAAAGGCAGAAGUUUGUUACUUUAGCGUUUUUCUUUUCUUUUCUUUUCCACCCUUGCUUUUCACUUGGGUGUUUUUGUUUUUGUUGGUGCAGAUCUGAAUCAUGGAUCCUAAUGGCUUCUCCAAUCAUUGGGGGUAUCCACCACCAUCCGGGUGGUAUUAACCGAUACCCCCUGGCGCAAUCAAGUAGGAGAAGACUAUGGAUUCGGGUUCCAGUACCAACCCCCUUACUACGGAGAACAACCGGACCACUGGGCAUAUCAAGAACAACCUCAUUACCAAGAAGAAUUUCUCCCACAACCAGAAGGGCCAUUGGAGCUGGAGUUACCCAUGGAGGCCUUCACGGGCCAUUCUGCAGAGCCAUGCUACACUCCACAGCCAGAUCCACACUAUGAAUUGAGGCUUCUCAUGGAGAGAUCAUGCUCCAGGAUGGAUCAUUGUGUCCAGGCCUAUCGUGAAACAGAGGAGAUCCUCCUGAGCCUUAAGAAGAGCGUCGAUGAUCUUGAGCGAUCUUGGGCGCAACCUGCUCCAGAUCACCCUUCUGCUACCAUACGAGAAGAGGAGCACACUGAAGUUGUCACGGAGAGCUCCCGUGAUGAUCAUGAUCAGGAGUGUCAUGUCGUAGCCGACCGCACCUUCCCACACCCCAAACUGAGCUUUGAAGAGGCGGGCAUGAGUGAGGAGAUGCAAGAAGAUCUCAUGAAAGAAAUUGCUUGGCAACUUGCUCUCCAAUCCGUGCUAGAAGAAGAAGAAGAGCAAGAAAGGGUGCAGAAAGAAGUUGUGGAGGAUGACGAAAGUGAAGCUGGAGGAGUUCUUGAUCAUUUCCCAGGGGUGAUACCACAUGAAGAAGGAAGGGAGGUUGAAGAAGCAAUUGGCGUCCAGGCUGAGGACGAAGUUGAGGUGGAAGAGGCUUGCACCGGCCAUGAGUUGCAAGUGAUAUCCCCACCAAACUUUGAGGAACUGCUUAGCAAGGACCCAUUUGCAGUGUUUCUUUGCCGGACCAAAGCCACAUCGAAAUCGGUCCCUCUUGGUGGACGCGAUGGUGGCCAAUCGAUGCUGUCAUAUCUGGUUUGGGGCAAUGAGACGAGAGAAGAGAAGAAGAGGUCUCGAGGGUGGAGACUUCAUCUGCAUCAAGUACAUGAGCCUUCAUCACCUGCCACACCACAUGCUCGUGACUUGAGACUCCUCCUCAUCGACGAGAACCUCAACUUCAAGGAGGUUCUAGCAUGGACCAAAACUUAGAAGCCAUCGUCUGGCUCACGACGUGAAAGAAGCGCUUGUUGGGAGGCAACCCAACAGUCGGUUUGCAUUUCUUUCUCUAUUUCUCCUCGGUUGAGUCAGUUUUGUUAUUUGAUUUUAGAGUCAAUAACUCAACCUUUGUGAGAUUUUGUGUGGUGUUUGUGUUCUGAUUACUCUCUCUUUCUGGAAUGCACCGCCUGACCCGUUCAUCAUCAUUCACCCUUGAUCUGGUAACUUCCUUCUACCCUCCUUAUCUUUCCUCCAUUGAGGACAAUGUCGUGCUUAAGUGUGGGGGGAUGUUCGAUUAUUUAUGCGGGUGAAUGUUUGGCGGUUUGUGUGCUUGGAGCCAAGUCCACUGUCCAAAUUUUUAAAUUUGAGGGCUCCAAGUACGUGUUCCUUGCAAUUGCCUGCUCAGUAUGCUUUGAAUUGACAGUCCUUUUAGUAAUAUGCAACCUAGGGAGGUAGUGUAGCACUAUGGAGGAUGUUGAUGCAUUUAAGAAGUCUCAUUUCUUCUUCAUAUUGUGUUGGUUGAUUGAGUGAAUUAGUGAUCUUAGGACCCUUGAAUUGUGUGGUGUUGUGGAUUCUCUGCCUGUCAUGGACUCUUGUAUCAUGCUUUGAAAAUAACAGGUGCUCGAAAAUGUGCUUCAAAAUAACGUCUCCCGUGCGAAUAGGGCGAAAGUGUGUAAGGGGAGACGGGAAUCCGUUCCCAAUUUCCACCUACUACCUCCAGUCCCCUUACAUGUCUUUCCCCCGCACGAGGCUCGAGACAUCCGCUCCUGGCAUGGCCGGUAAGAGCCGGUUGGGACCCUUGAAAAAAAAAAACACAGAAAACAAGCAAAACAGAAAGAAAAGGGGUUCCAACCAUCUUCAAAGAAUAUAGAGCACCUUGAAAA
Linum trigynum is the source of this 4367-nucleotide messenger RNA. NCBI's taxonomy places the organism in Eukaryota, Viridiplantae, Streptophyta, Magnoliopsida, Malpighiales, Linaceae. The record is from the annotation of a GenBank genome assembly.